AUGGCUUCGAGUACCUCGCCCUCCCAACCGAACGGGAGUAGCACCACCACAACUCGACCCAAUCCCGGCGUCCGCCAGACCACCGCACCCAGCAUCAUCAUGAACGGCCACUUCGGCGGCACCGGCGACAGCGUCGACGACCGCGACUUCGAGCAUGGCGUCCAGAUCAUCGAUGAGGACAAGACCUUUAACCCGAACCUCUCCAAAUACCUCCAGGUCCAGGAGAUCAUCCGCGCGGGAUUCAACUACCACCUUAUUUCUGUCUUUGGAUCACAGAGUACGGGAAAGAGCACAUUGCUCAACUACUUGUUCGGGACGCAGUUCGGUGUUAUGAGUGAGCAGGAGCGACGGCAGACGACCAAGGGAAUAUGGAUGAGCAAGAACAAGAACGAGGGGAGUAAGAUGGCGGAGAAUAUCUUGGUUAUGGAUGUGGAGGGUACGGAUGGUAGGGAACGAGGAGAAGACCAGGACUUCGAGAGGAAGAGUGCACUCUUCGCGCUGGCCACGAGUGAGGUGCUCAUUGUGAAUAUCUGGGAGCACCAGGUGGGGUUGUAUCAGGGAGCCAACAUGGGGCUGUUGAAGACAGUAUUCGAGGUGAAUUUGCAGCUAUUCUUGAAGGACUCGAAGAGCGUAGCGAGAACGCUGCUGUUCUUUGUCAUCAGAGAUCACCUAGGGACGACACCACUGGAGAACCUGAAGAACACCUUGGUGCAGGACUUGUCAAGGAUCUGGGCGAGUUUGAGCAAGCCACCAGGGUUGGAGAAGAGCAAGAUUGAGGAUUACUUUGAUUUUGCGUUUGUGGCGCUGCCGCAUAAGAUCUUACAGCCAGAGAAGUUUGAGCAGGAGGUUGCGAGGCUUGGGACGAGGUUCAGGGAAGGAUACAAAGAUCCUAAGAGGAUUGGGUUGGAGGAUGGAUCCGAGGCGAUUCUUCUACCUGAGUACCAUCGUCGCAUACCUGCUGAUGGCUUCCCAAUGUAUGCGGCUGGUGUGUGGGAGCAGAUCGACAGCAACAAGGACCUGGACCUACCGACACAGCAAGAGCUGCUAGCACAAUUCCGAUGCGAUGAGAUCUCGAAGGAGGUGCUGGUACUAUUCGAUGAGGUGAUCGCACCUCUGGAAGAGCGACAAGGAAAUGCGAUCACAUCUGGCAAGCCGCUUGUCAUUGUAGAGCUGGGCAAAGCGAUGGUGAGUGCACGGAAAACAGCCUUGGUCAGCUUCGAAGAGGAGGCAAGCAGAUACCACAAGGGUGUGUUCAAGACAAAGCAAGCCGAGCUGGCAGCGAAAAUCGACGGCAGGCUAAAGACAUUGUUCCUCGGACAGCUGAGUGCUGCACAUAAGAGUGGUGUCAACGAAUUCUCGGAGGCCGUCAGCAGUCAGGUGAAGGCAGGGCAGAAGAAGGGCUCGAACUACGAUUUCCACCAGAUUGUACAGACUGAGAAGAAGCAUGCGCUCGAAAAGUACGAAUCAGAAGCGAUGGCAUCGUUGGUUGCAGGAACACCUUGGAGCGACUACAAGCAGCAGCUGAACCUUUACAAGAAGGACCUCGACGAGGUCAGCGCUCGUCUGCGACAGGACGAGAUGCGACGAUUGGCGACGAGAAGCGAAAGAUGGGUGCGCAGCAAACUCGGCGAGAGUGUUGGCGUGGAAUUCAACAAGCUUGGAUCUGGUAGAGGCGGGUCUGGGGCGCCAGCAGAGGGCGAAAAGCCCAAGACCGAGAAGGACCUUUGGGAUCGUAUCUGGAAUGUCUUCACCGACACUGUGUCACACGCAGAGACUCGCUUCACUGAACGAGCGCGCAGCUUCGAUGCUAGCCCAGAUGAGGUCGAGGUUGGUCUCUGGCGGCUGCGGCGGAAGUCGUGGGGUGCUCUGCGAGACAAGAUCGAUGAGGAGGUCAUGGAGGGCAACCUCUUGCUCAAGCUCCGCGAGAACUUCGAAGACAAGUUCCGAUACGAUGAGGAAGGCGUGCCGAGGAUAUGGAGACCGAGUGACGAUAUCGAGGGACUAUACACUCGCGCACGACAAAGUACACUGACGCUUAUCCCGCUACUGUCGAAAUUCAGGCUAUCGACAACUUCAGCGUCUCCACCACUCGACGCCUGGAUCGGAGAGCCACCAAGUACAGUCACAAGCGCCGAUGAGGAAGAUCUGACACCUAUCGGCGGUAUCGAUGAAGAUGAAGGCAAGACGCUCGACGAGGAGACAACGAUGAUCACUGAUGCGAGACAACAAGACCUUGAGACAAGGUUCAAGAAGACUGCAGAUGGAGUCUAUGUCGAGGCCAAGCGCAGCGCAAUCGGUGGCAUGACACAAGUGCCGCUGUACUUUUAUGGCUUGCUCUUGGCGCUUGGUUGGAACGAGAUCGUUGCAGUCCUCCGAAACCCAAUCUACUUCAUCUUCCUCAUCCUCCUCGGCGCGGGCGCCUACGUCACCUACACCCUCAACCUCUGGGGCCCCAUGCUCCGCAUGACGAACGCAGCCAGCACACAAGGUCUUGAAAUCUUCAAGGAAAAGCUGCGCGAGUUCCUCGAGUCUUCUGAAACUGGACGGCAAGCUAUUGGCAUGAGCCAGAAGCAUGGUAUUGCUUUGGAUACGCUGAACAGUAAUGGCACGACGAGAGCGAAAGCCAAGGGUGCUGAGGAUGAAGAGGUUGAUGAAAUAUGA
Fulvia fulva is the source of this 2661-nucleotide messenger RNA. RefSeq lists its product as uncharacterized. The transcript is spliced from 2 exons. The record is from RefSeq and is a predicted model, not a curated record. Lineage: Eukaryota; Fungi; Ascomycota; Dothideomycetes; Mycosphaerellales; Mycosphaerellaceae. Gene Ontology annotation, biological process: endoplasmic reticulum membrane fusion. Bases 1 to 2661 code for a protein of 886 amino acids. Gene Ontology annotation, molecular function: GTP binding; GTPase activity. Gene Ontology annotation, cellular component: endoplasmic reticulum.